AUGGAGUCUGAUGAAGGGGUGAAAGAGCUGAAGAAGACAACUACCUAUGUAAAGGUAGUGAAGAAGCCUCAAUCCGAUGGAUCCCAGCUGACCAAGAAGCCAAGAACUGAAGCUGAGCCAUCUGGUAGACCUAGAUCUAAUAUAAAGUCAAAGUCUGAGCUUGAUGAAGCUCUGAAGUCUAACAAGAUAGAAGUUGAAGUUGAUAGAUUGCUAAAGAUUGCAAAGGACAUAUUCAGAAGAAAGAAGAGAGUUAAUAAGAUUAUGCUUGAGAAAAUAGAUGAAGUGACCAAAGAGACUAGAGCAAUUUUGAGACAAUUUUUGAAAGAGCACAGAUAUGAUAUAAAUUCGGCACAAGAUGACACCCAACCAGAAGAGAAGACACAUGAAGACACUUUUAUUAUAGAAAAUGUUGGAGUCUCCGAUGAAAUUGAACAAAAUCCUUCAAUGAUAGAAGUUGACUCUGAAAAGGAAGCCGAGGAGAUUGAUGAUGGAAAGGGAGAGGUUGAUGAUAAAAAGUAUGAAGAAAUUGUAAAAGUUGAAGAUGCAGAGGUGGCAGAGAAGGAGAAAGGAGAAGAGAAGGAUGAUCAAGCUCUAGUGAUAGUAGUAAGAGACACUGGAGCAGAUAAGGGAAAAUAG
Cryptomeria japonica (Japanese cedar) is the source of this 636-nucleotide messenger RNA. RefSeq lists its product as uncharacterized. The record is from RefSeq and is a predicted model, not a curated record. The transcript is spliced from 3 exons. NCBI's taxonomy places the organism in Eukaryota, Viridiplantae, Streptophyta, Pinopsida, Cupressales, Cupressaceae. Bases 1 to 636 code for a protein of 211 amino acids.